AUACCUAGCCUCGCGCAUCCCUCGACAGCGACAAAAUAACGCUGGAAGUUAACUAGAAGUUACGACGCAAUGGCCGAACAAAAAACAGCACCCACUAACCCCAUGAAGGAGCUGAAGAUUGACAAGCUCGUCAUCAACAUUUGUGUUGGCGAGUCUGGUGAUCGUCUUACCCGUGCAUCCAAAGUCCUUGAACAGCUCACUGGUCAAACACCCGUUACCUCGAAAGCUCGCUACACCGUCCGCACAUUCGGUAUCCGUCGUAACGAGAAGAUUGCUGUCCACGUCACUAUCCGUGGGCCUAAGGCAGAGGAGAUUCUUGAGCGUGGUCUCAAAGUGAAAGAGUACGAGUUACGUCGGAAGAACUUCUCGGAGACCGGUAACUUCGGUUUCGGUAUCCAGGAGCACAUCGACCUUGGUGCGAGAUACGAUCCUGGAAUCGGUAUCUUUGGAAUGGACUUCUAUGUCGUGAUGGGUCGCCCUGGUGCCCGUGUUGCCAGAAGAAAAGAGAGACGGGCACGUAUUGGGUUCCAGCACCGAGUGAGGAGGGAUGACACCAUGGCUUGGUUCAAGCAGCGGUUCGACGAAAUGAUCAUUGUCGUCAUUCCACUCCAUUUCCUGAGCGGCAGGCAUCAGGGAUAGUCUACAUAUGCUUUUCAUGCUGUCGAGGGGGGUUCAACUCGAGGUGAACUACGCUUGCUACGAAAAUGACCGAACCCGUUCCAACUCUACAAUCGGAAUUGAAUCGAGUUACAUAUGACUUAUGCCAUGCAUUUAAAUCUGCCAAGUCGCAUUCAGUCAUUCAAUGGGCCGCAUCCGAAAGAUUUAUUGAAGCCAUUCAGCGGUUCUAGCAAUAUUUGAAUCGUCAUCGUUGGCAUAUAGUUGGCAAUCCGAAACACCAACUUUGAUUAGUUCAAUUACUAACAAUGUUAGCAAGAAACCGGAAUCAUCCCAAGCGUCUAGAGAACGACUUUGUCGCCACCUGCUUCACGGAUUCUGAAGGAGAACCAAGAAGGUAACACACCGUGACGCUCCGUGCUGGUUCAUUGUAAGUGGAAGAGUCAUUACUCUGGUGAAUU
Suillus fuscotomentosus is the source of this 1076-nucleotide messenger RNA. Its product is annotated as 60S ribosomal protein L11. Gene Ontology annotation, molecular function: RNA binding; structural constituent of ribosome. The coding region runs from base 70 to 639 and encodes 189 amino acids. Gene Ontology annotation, cellular component: ribosome; cytosolic large ribosomal subunit. The record is from RefSeq and is a predicted model, not a curated record. Gene Ontology annotation, biological process: translation. Lineage: Eukaryota; Fungi; Basidiomycota; Agaricomycetes; Boletales; Suillaceae. The transcript is spliced from 4 exons.